AGCACGUGAAUCUGAAAUACGCAUCUUUGUCGCGGAAUGCGAGGAUGUUAUAUACUAUGUUCAAGAUUUGGGCGCGUCCCCUCCCUACAGAAUCACUGGCGGUUCCUUUCUUUGGCUUCUUCUACAACCAACGCUCAUAGCACUACGCCUUCGUCCCCAGAUCCAUUCGCACUCGUUGCACCAGAAUUAUCACGAAUCAGAACCGACCUCGUACGUUUAUUGGGAUCCGCACAUCCUGGGCUCAAUGAAAUCACGAGCUAUUAUUUCCUCAGACCGUCAAAGCAGCUGCGCCCUCUUAUCGUUCUCCUUUUCGCUCAAGCAACAAAUGGCUUAGGAAAGAAUUGGCCUCUAAAGAAAUGGGCUUCCGAGCAGCCUCGGCCUGGCGGACGCGCAGAAAACCUUGACGAACCAUUGUCGAGAGCGAAUGUUCUCAACGACUGGAAUCCAGAUAUACAGGAGAAAACGAGCUUCUAUGACCCGUUACAUUCAUUAUCAAUACCUCCAACUCCCCCAACACUUCCUCAGCCACCAUUAUCCAUAUCUUCCUCCACAGAGCGCAUACUUACUUCCCCAGCCUCUGUUUUACCCACACAAAUGCGACUAGCUCAAAUUGUAGAAAUGGUACACGCAGCAUCCCUCUUACACGACGAUGUCAUAGACGAAUCUCCUCUUCGUCGAGGAAGUCUUUCCGCUCCGGAAGCUUUCGGUAACAAAUUCGCGGUUUUGGGUGGAAAUUUUGUCCUUGGAAGAGCUAGUGCUGCCCUUGCACGCCUCGGAGAUCCUGAGGUCAUUCAGCUCAUAGCCAGUGUCAUUGCAAAUCUUGUUGAAGGCGAGAUAUUGCAGAUGCAAGAUGUCGAGUCCCCUGACGGUGAAGCUGUACCCUCUUCCCAAGUAGCAAAAAAUGCGUGGACGUUAUACCUUCAAAAAACGUACAUGAAGACUGCUAGUCUCAUGGCAAAAGGUGCUCGAAGUGCGGUGGUGCUUGGUGGUUGUGCAGAUGGCGAGGUCUACAAAGAAGUUGCUUACGCGUAUGGUCGUAACAUCGGCAUCGCGUUUCAGCUAGUUGACGAUGUGCUUGACUACGAGGCUGCUGAGGAUACUCUAGGUAAACCUGGAGGUGCUGAUCUACAACUUGGUCUGGCUACAGGGCCUGCCUUGUAUGCCUGGGAAGAGCAUCCGGAGAUGGGGCCACUGAUUGAACGCAAGUUCGGCGAAGCAGGCGACGUGGAACUUGCACGACGCCUUGUGAGAAAGUCAGCAGGGGUUGAGCGUACGCGUGCGUUGGCUGUAGGUUAUGCCACCCAAGCGCGCGAGGUACUGCAAGUUCUGCCGGAGAGUGAGGCUCGAGCUGCGCUUGAGGCACUCACAGAACGUGUCAUAAAACGUAGAUCUUAGUA
Lentinula edodes (shiitake mushroom) is the source of this 1397-nucleotide messenger RNA. Its product is annotated as isoprenoid synthase domain-containing protein. The coding region runs from base 37 to 1395 and encodes 452 amino acids. Gene Ontology annotation, cellular component: transferase complex. Lineage: Eukaryota; Fungi; Basidiomycota; Agaricomycetes; Agaricales; Omphalotaceae. The transcript has a single exon. The record is from RefSeq and is a predicted model, not a curated record. Gene Ontology annotation, molecular function: prenyltransferase activity. Gene Ontology annotation, biological process: ubiquinone biosynthetic process; isoprenoid biosynthetic process.